AUGAUGCACCACGCCCGUCGAGCUAGCUAUCCAUCGCUCAACUACAACCAGGACAACACUUCCCCGCCUCCUCAGCCUCAGUCGGGUCACCGCCAGCAAGCAAGUCAUUCCGGGAUGCCUCAGCAUCAGUCCUUCCAAACCCUUCACCAACAGCAACAGCAGCAGCAACAACAGCUUCACCAGCACAUUCAGUAUCAGCAUCAGCAACAGCCUCCACCACUGCCGAACUCACAACAGCAGCCGAAACAGCAGCAACUUCCAUUGAUGCACGAGCACCUCCAAUAUCCCACACACCCACACCAUCCGACCCAUGCACCUCAUCCCACAAAAGGAAACAGUGGCGCUGCCUUUGGAGACCGACUACCUCCUCCUUCUUCCACUUUGGGAAACAAACUCAUCCGAUCGCACUCGCAUACCUUGAGCCAUCCGCACCUCCAACUGCCUCCCCACCACAACUAUGCCUCUCCACCUCCGCCUCAUCCCAGCCAGCAACAAAAGAUCCAAAAGCAACAGCAACAGCAACAGCAACAGCAGUCGUCGUCAUCGAUGUUGCCUUAUCAUGGACAGCCGAUGCACCCCUCAAUGUCCUUGCCAAUCCAUCCAAUGUCUUCUUCGCCAACGUCUAUGCGCGAUGAUUACCAUCAGCAACAACAGCAACAACAAACAGAGGCAACCAUGGAGUCUGAUGACUCUGCGUCUGACAGCGAAGCUUGUGUCGGAGGCAUCCAAUGGACGCGUCAAGAGGUAACAUAA
This is a messenger RNA of Linnemannia hyalina, 753 nucleotides long. NCBI's taxonomy places the organism in Eukaryota, Fungi, Mortierellomycota, Mortierellomycetes, Mortierellales, Mortierellaceae. The record is from the annotation of a GenBank genome assembly.